Molecule: messenger RNA, 3104 nt
Organism: Carassius gibelio (silver crucian carp)
Lineage: Eukaryota; Metazoa; Chordata; Actinopteri; Cypriniformes; Cyprinidae
Product: serine/threonine-protein kinase PAK 5-like
Exons: 10
Coding region: 185-2377 (730 amino acids)
Biological process (GO): regulation of MAPK cascade; apoptotic process; cytoskeleton organization
Cellular component (GO): cytoplasm
Molecular function (GO): ATP binding; protein serine/threonine kinase activity
Source: RefSeq, a predicted model, not a curated record
AGCCGCUCGGUUGUCAGGUGCCGUGAUUCCCAGCAGCCCGGAUGUAGCGCACAGUCUCCAGCAUCAAUCCCGGAGAAUAACAUGGCACUGACAACCACAUAACACCGUUUUUCCCUCCGCAACGUUCCCGCAGGAGCGGAGCGCAUCGCUGAUAGGAAUGUGACGCGCGUCCCUCCGCAGCAGGAUGUUUGGGAAGAAGAAGAAGCGUCUGGAGAUCUCGGCUCCGUCUAACUUCGAGCACCGCGUCCACACCGGCUUCGACCCGCAGCAGCAGAAGUUCACCGGUCUGCCGCAGCAAUGGCACAGUCUCCUGGCCGACACGGCCAACCGGCCCAAGCCCAUGGUGGACCCCUCCUACAUCACCCCCAUGAAGAUAUCUCCCAAGAAAGUCCGGUUGGCAGAAUCGCCGUUGCGAAAAACCAUCGUCCGCGGGAGCCGGCCGCCCAAGGACACCUCCAUCAACGGCCUGCUGGAGGAGUUUGACAGCAUCUCCGUCACCCGCUCCAACUCUCUGAGGAAAGAGAGUCCACCUGGAGCCCAUCAGUCCAGCGGGAGUAAGCCAUCAUCUGCGUCCACGUCCAACGCCGGCGGACCAGAGGAGAACGGCUUCGGACACUAUUACGGCCGCUUCUCCUGCGACCUGGACAGCAGUAAAGACUUCUCUCUAGAGGCGUACCGUGACCGAGGUGGCCAUGACAGUGAGAUGGCGGUCGGACGGCACUACCGCUUCUCUCUCAGACAGAACGGCCAUCCCAUCCGCAGCCCCUUCUAUCCCGACGCCAUGCCGCAGAAGUCCUCGGACUACGCCAAGAUGCCACCGGACUACCACGCUUACCUGGAGAGCAAGAUGCGGCUGUCCACCGCUGAGAUGGCCAUGGGCGGCCGCAGGGACUACUACCGCGCCUCUCUGGGCGGAUCCAGUCAGGACUAUCGGGAGCAUCCGCUGGGAACGCCGUCGCGUGUCUCCGUCCACAGCGGACAGAUGAACUAUCCCGACGGAGACUGGGGAUACGGAGCUGGACUGAGAGAGGACUAUGACAAGAGACCCAAGUCCUCUUACAUCAGUCAGACGAGCCCCCAGCCGGCCAUCCGUCAGCGCUCUCGCUCGGGGUCAGGCCUGCAGGAGCCCAGCCAACCCUACGGCAUCAGUGCAUUUAAAGCUGCGCCGCAGGGGCCGUACAGCUCGUACACGUACCCCAGACUGUCCGAGAACACGUCUUCACUCGUCAUGGGCAAGGGCGAGUACGAGCGCGGGGCCCGUGAUGGGGGUCUGAAGGGGCCGGGGCCCGAGACGUAUCAGCGCGUUCCCUUCAAACUACCUCAGAGCCACGGCAAACCCUGUUACCCGUCCGGUCUCCAGUACCACUACCGCCCGCCCCAGCCCAGCCCCCCCUACACCCCCCAGGGAGCACACUCACAGCCCUCCUCGCCCUUCAUCCCGGGGCCCGGGGCCUAUCCUCCGCCCAGCUGGGGCUCGUCCUCCGAGCAGCCCCCCUGCAGGGUGUCCCACGAACAGUUCCGCGCCGCGCUGCAGCUGGUGGUGAACCCCGGCGACCCGCGCGAGUAUCUGGACAACUUCCUGAAGAUCGGCGAGGGAUCCACGGGCAUCGUGUGCAUCGCCACCGAGAAGCACAGCGGCAAACAGGUGGCUGUGAAGAAGAUGGACCUGAGGAAACAGCAGCGGAGGGAACUUCUGUUCAACGAGGUGGUCAUCAUGAGAGACUACCAUCACGAGAACGUGGUGGACAUGUACAACAGUUAUCUGGUCAGUGAUGAACUCUGGGUAGUGAUGGAGUUCCUGGAGGGCGGAGCCUUGACUGACAUCGUCACUCACACCAGGAUGAACGAGGAGCAGAUCGCCACAGUCUGUCUGUCGGUGCUGAAGGCUCUGUCGUAUCUGCACACACAGGGCGUCAUACACCGAGACAUCAAGAGCGACUCCAUCCUGCUGACCAGCGACGGACGGAUCAAGCUCUCGGAUUUCGGCUUCUGUGCUCAAGUGUCCAAAGAGGUCCCCAAGAGGAAGUCUCUGGUGGGAACGCCGUACUGGAUGGCACCGGAGGUCAUCUCCAGACUUCCCUACGGCACUGAGGUGGACAUCUGGUCUCUGGGCAUCAUGGUGAUCGAGAUGGUGGACGGAGAGCCGCCGUACUUCAACGAGCCGCCGCUGCAGGCCAUGAGACGGAUACGAGACAACCUGCCUCCGCAGAUCAAGGACUCGCACAAGGUGUCGUCGGUUCUGCGGUCGUUCCUGGACCUGAUGCUGGUGCGAGAGCCGUCCCAGCGAGCCUCGGCCCCGGAGCUGCUGCAGAACUCUUUCCUGAAGCUGUCGGGCCCCCCGUCCUGCAUCGUUCCUCUGAUGCGGCACUACCGCUGACCGCUCGGACCACUACUGCUGACCGCUGGGACCACUGACCGCUGACCGCUGGGACCACUGACCGCUGACCGCUCGGACCACUGACCGCUCGGACCACUGACCGCUGACCGCUCGGACCACUGACCGCUCGGACCACUGACCGCUCGGCCCACUGACCGCUCGGCCCACUGACCGCUCGGACCACUGACCGCUCGGACCACUGACCGCUGACUGCUCGGACCACUGACGGCUGACGGCUCUCACUCUCGUCUUCUCACGCUAACUAUUUUAGAGCAAUUGUAAGUUUAAUUGUACAGUUUUGAUAAACGGCAGUAUUUUUGUUGUGAUGUCACCAUGGUGUAAUGGGCAGUAUUACCUAGAACCCGAGAGUUCCUGCUGAAUAACACUAACAAUAAACUUUCCUACUGUUUAUAUUGCUUUUUUUUUUAAGAUGGCUGUUGCAGACAGAUGAAUCGAAUAUAUUUAUUUCUUCUACGUUUGUAGGUCGCGCCAGAGUUUUCUACACUGGUUUCUUUCUGGUUUUCAGUAGUGUGGCCUGUUCAGGUCGUUCUCUAGCAAUAUUGGGCACAAUCCUGGCGUGUGUUCUCGUGGCGUCUCACCUGUGUCUCACUGUGAUCUGGAAGUGUGUGUUUCUGUAGGACUCUUCAGAUCCGCUGUCGCGUGGCUUUUGUACCGUGAUCCUGCAUGUGUGUCACAAGAGCUGCUUUCAAUAAAAAACACAAACGCA